Anthostomella pinea is the source of this 3414-nucleotide messenger RNA. The record is from the annotation of a GenBank genome assembly. NCBI's taxonomy places the organism in Eukaryota, Fungi, Ascomycota, Sordariomycetes, Xylariales, Xylariaceae.
AUGUUCAACAACUUCAGCAGCUUCGUGCAGAAGGCUCAGUCGGCUGCUCAGCAGCUGAUUGAUCCCAUGCAGGGGCUGAACCUGACCAACUCCGACAAGAACCCAUCCAAGUCCUCCCUGUUCCAGAACCAAUUCCGACUCCCCAGUUCCCAGACGCCCUUGUACGAGAUACCCGCCGAGCUCACCAUCCCGCCCUCCAACGUCACCCAGGGGGACAAAGAACGCGACCGAGGCUGGCACUACGCUGGCAAGCUGCACCUGUCCGAGUCCUACAUCUGCUUUUCCACAACCUCGACCAGUUUCGUCCACACCGCUAGCACCUCUACUUCCUCUGCAUUCACCGGCCAGACCCACGGUGGUGGUCCCAGUGGGAACGGCUUCACCUUUCCCCUGUGCGCUAUCAGACGGGUCGAACGGCUGAACAGCCAAAACUUCCAGUUUGCACUUGCCAUCACCACGUGGAAUGGCAUCUCCCAAGAACUGGCCAAGGACAAGGACGCACUCAAGGACAAGAAAGACUUCCGUGAACAGAGGAUCACCAUACAGCUUGCUGGGAGCCGCCAGGCCUGCGAGAGGUUUUGCGAUGGUCUAAAGAAAGGAUUGCGGACUGCAGUCGGCAAUGUUGGGAAAUGCAAAAGGGUAGUGGCGGAAUGCUACUCAGAAUACCUUUUGCGGCCCGAGGAGAUGAAAAACGCACCUUCUCCUGAUGCUGGGCUUGGCCUCAUCUUCCGAUACCCUGGCGAUCCCAAGAAACUGAGGGACCGGGCAAAGAUGCGGCUAUGGGCUGAGUUCCUUCGUGACAAUGGUCGCAACGCUACACUCAUUCGCCAACCAACAUUUCACAAACUGAUCCGAGUUGGACUGCCAAAUCGACUUAGAGGCGAAAUGUGGGAACUAACCUCCGGCUCGUUCUAUCUGCGAUUGGAAAACCCGACUCUGUAUGCGGAGACACUAGCAAAGUUCUCUGGCAAAGAAUCGUUGGCGAUCGAUGAGAUAGAAAAGGACUUGAACCGGAGUCUACCGGAAUAUCCCGGCUUUCAGAGCGAGGAAGGCAUCCACCGGCUGCGGCGUGUGCUCACAGCCUAUAGCUGGAUCGACCCUGAGGUUGGCUACUGCCAGGCCAUGAACAUCGUUGUGGCUGCCCUGUUGAUCUACAUGUCAGAGGCACAAGCGUUUUUCCUACUAUCGGCGCUAUGCGACAGACUGGUACCCGGCUACUACUCGUCCACCAUGUAUGGCACGCUAUUGGACCAGAAGGUGUUCGAAUCACUCGUGGAGAAGACGAUGCCGAUAUUAUGGGAACAUCUCGUCAAGAGCGAUGUACAACUUUCGGUCGUUUCUCUUCCCUGGUUUCUCUCCCUCUACAUCAACUCCAUGCCCCUGGUAUUCGCUUUCAGGGUUUUAGAUGUUUUCUUCGUCGAGGGGCCCAAGGUCCUCUUUCAGGUUGGGCUGGCAAUCUUGCGAAUUAACGGCGAGGACUUACUAGACGCCACUGAUGACGGCGCGUUCAUAUCGGUGUUGAAAUCAUAUUUUUCACGUCUCGAUGAAUCCGCACACCCAAAGUCGGAAAACCCAAAGCUACGAGCCAUCAACCGAUUUCAAGAACUCAUGGUGGUUGCUUUCAAGGAGUUUUCUGGCAUUACCCAUAGCAGCAUCCAGGAUUUGCGGCUGAAGAAUAAGGACGCUGUUCUUAAUAACAUUGAGAACUUCGCCAAGCGAACAGCCAUACGCAACCUUGGACCGGACAGCAAGCUCUUGAGUGCUGAAGAGCUUGGUUCCCUUUAUGAUAGAUUCUACACAAUUUUGUAUGAACGACAGCAGCGAGAUCACAUUAUUCAAGAGGAGCAACUACGCCGAGCGAAACACAACAAGACAAGAGCUACAGAGGCAUUUGCUGAACGUCACGACCACGGCGUGGAAAAGGGUCGAGUUGGCCUGGGCCCAAGCACCAGCCUGAUGGACUAUGAUGCAUUCCGCGAGUUCUUGGCCAGCAUAGCGAAAUGGGCCAUCUCGGAUGCACCGGCCUCCCCCAGACGCAACCAGUCUUCCGAAAAGGACCGCAGCCCCUAUUUUGGAAGCUUUAGGCGAUCAGAGAGCAAUUUGCUCACCCCAUGGGGAGGAGGUCCAGAGCCAGCAGAACACGAAUUCAUGCAGAGAUUAUUUCGAAGAUGGGAUGUGGACUCUAGUUCGACGCUGACGUUGCAGAACGUCGUCACUGGGCUUGCCCAGAUCAAGGGGAAGCGUGAUAUCAUGGGCACAAUCACCUAUUUCUUCGAACUCUACGACGAUGACGGUGAUGGCAAGGUCGACCGUGAAGGCAUUCUUCGCAUAUCAGAAGCGCUCUUAUUUCUUUCGAGGCGCGGUCUCGAAGGAGCCCUGAGCAAUUCCAACUCGAGUGCGAUGCUCAAUGGAAUGGCAGACUCGGAGCCCGGGUCCAUGAGCCCGCCAAUCGGUGGAACUGUGAAUGAGCGAUUCCUUGGCAGUAUUAGUGCUUUCAUAAGACGCUGCUUUGAAUAUGCCGACCCGGACCAUCCAAACAACCAUUUUGGGACAGCCCAGCAUGCCAGUUCUGGUCCUGACGCCUCACCUUUCCCCACUGCAAGUCAAGUGGCUGACAACGAUGCAUUCGCCAUUGGCGAUGACGACGACGACGAAGACGAUCUUCUAGCGUUUGAUGGCCCGCCGGAGCCAAGCUCCACGACGAAUACGCCUGAUAAUGGAUCCAUUCCUCCAGCGCUGGGCAAGCCUGCAGGUGGAAGCGGCACAGAACGGACAGUGUCUAAAGCACAGUCGGAGAAGGCAAACGUGGCUCUGGAUCCUUCGAAUCCGCUGUACAUGACACUGCCUACUUUCCGCAUGGUUGUGCUUGCAGAUGAGCUGCUCGAGCAGUUCUUCGAAUCUUCGUUCCCUACCUCACUACACAUCGUGGAUGGCUUGCCCAAUGCGACUUACCAAUCGUCGUCGUCUUUAACAACUUUUUCGAAUUUGAAUUUUGGCCGCGCAGCCGCUGCACCUAUACCAGUCCCGCAACCCGGUGCGGCAGCCCCUGGCCGCAGUCUCCGCGGUGUUUUAGACAAUAUCGUCACGGAUGCAUCACGUGUUGCAGCGGAGGUCCGACGACGUAUGGAGGAAGCCCAAGGUGAACUAGAAAAGAACGCGGUCCCCGGCCAAAAAGAUGACGAGGAAGACGACGAGGAAGAUCUGCAGGGUCUAGUGAGAUCUGCAGGUGGAGACCCCGAACGGAGAAGUGUGCGGUCCUCGGACAGAGACCUCUUGGACGGCGCUGAUGCCGACGCCGGAGCCGCAAAAGGGCAAGAAGGGUCGAGCCAAUCGAUUCUUGAUGCCAACGAUGAGGGAGGGAGGCCAAAUCCGGCCAGUUCUGCAAUACAGGGAAUUGUGGAGUUUGAGAGCUGA